This is a messenger RNA of Blastocystis hominis, 1545 nucleotides long. RefSeq lists its product as hypothetical. Gene Ontology annotation, biological process: mitotic cell cycle; cytoplasmic microtubule organization; meiotic spindle organization. Bases 1 to 1545 code for a protein of 514 amino acids. The record is from RefSeq and is a predicted model, not a curated record. The transcript is spliced from 5 exons. Gene Ontology annotation, molecular function: GTP binding; structural constituent of cytoskeleton. Gene Ontology annotation, cellular component: gamma-tubulin complex; centrosome; nucleus. Lineage: Eukaryota; Bigyra; Opalinata; Blastocystidae.
AUGCCACGAGAAAUGAUUUCGAUCCAGACGGGCCAAUGUGGGAAUCAGGUUGGCUUUGAGUUCUGGAAGAGAAUGUGCAGUGAACAUGGCAUCGGGCCCGAUGGAGUGUUGCAACAAUUUGCGCAAGAUAGUAUCGAUAGGAAGGAUGUGUUCUUUUAUCAAGCCGAUGAUGAUCACUACAUUCCGAGAGCGAUUCUACUCGAUCUUGAACCAAAGGUCAUCGAAACGAUUCAGGAGUCUGAAUAUCGUCAUCUCUUCAAUCCUGAAAAUAUAUAUGUACCAAAAGAAGGCUCUGGGGCUGGAAACAACUGGGGAGUCGGAUAUUCCCAGUCGGACAAGCAUAGCGACGAGCUUUUAGAUAUUAUUACACGCGAAGCAGAAGAUUGCGAUAAUUUCGAGGGUUUUAUGCUCACUCACUCCAUCGCUGGAGGCACUGGAUCUGGAAUGGGGUCCUACUUGCUCGAACAUCUCAAAGAUGCCUUUCCUCACAAGUUUAUUCAGACCUAUUCAGUGUUUCCGGGCAUGAAAGAGUCUUCCGAUGUGGUGACGCAGCCCUACAACAGCAUCCUGGCUCUUUCCCGCCUCACGGAGUUCGCGGACUGUACAGUGGUUCUUGAUAAUACAUCCCUCAAUUCCAUCGUGGCCGAGCAGAGCAACGCGGGCAGUUUCCCCAUCUCCCAAAUCAACGCGUUGGUGUCAAACGUUCUAUCGGUGUCGACCUCGACGCUUCGCUAUCCUGGCUAUGUAAACAGCGAUUUUGUGAGCAUGAUGUCCGGAUUGGUGGCUUCGCCGCGUCUUCAUUAUCUCAUUACCGCGUACACGCCGCUCGUCGAGAGCUCGCUGCAGGCCAGCACGGUGCGGAAGACGAGCGUGUACGACGUGCAGCGACGAUUGCUGCAGAAUAAAAACCUGAUGGCGGCGGUGAACACGCGGAAAGGCGUGUAUUUGAGCGCGCUCCACGUGAUUCAAGGCGACGUGGACGCGUCUGAAAUUCAUUCGUCGCUCCAACGAAUCCGAGAGCAAGAGUUGGCGCGGUUUAUCCCGUGGGGACCCAACUCGAUUCAGGUGGUCUUGGCGAAGCGGAGCCCGUUUGUGCCGGCUGCGUCGCGCGUUUCGGGGCUGAUGAUCGCGAAUCAUAGCGAAGUGGGAUCGGUACGAAGCGGUUUUUGGAGUGAGACGCAGAUUUUUAAGCAGAUCGGAUCGCAGUUCGAUCGGUCGUUCGCUCGCAAGGCGUAUCUGCACAACUAUCUGAAUCUGCCGCUGUUUAACGGAGAGGACGCGGAGUUCAAAGAGUGUCGCGAAGUCGUGCGCGAAGUCGUGGAGGAGUACGAGCAGGUGCAGAACGAUUCGUAUUUGCAAUGGCUGCGAGGCCAGAAUUGGAUUGUUUGUUUUUCAGGAAACACGACAAAGUACAAUCACUGCAUUCUACGCAUUUCCUCGCGGAUCCGACGCAUUCGCUCUUCCUGCUCCGCUUCUUUCUUCGUCUUCUCGCUUUCGCCCGUUCCCUGUCCUUCUUCUCCAUCGUCCUUCCCUCGAUUAUCAUGA